AUGUCAGAUGACAUGGUUAACCGCAUGGUGGUGACGGGAUUCCUGCUGCUGGGAUUCUCAGAGGUCCGGGAGUUGCAGGUGGUCCACAUCGCGCUGUUCCUCCUGGUCUACCAGGCGGCCCUGAUGGGGAAACUACUCUUUGUCGCCGUCAUCGCCCUCAACCGGUGCCUCCACACACCCAUGUACUUCUUCCUCAGGAACGUGGCUCUCAUCGACCUCUCCUACGUCUCCUUCACCGUCCCCAAAUCCACCCUCAACUCCCUCUUGAACGUGAACUCCAUCUCCCUGCCGGCUGGAGCUUCUCGAACGGAAAUGGCCCUGCUGACCGUCAUGUCCCAUGCUCGCUUCAUGGCCAUCUGCCACCCCCUGCACUUUGACACAAUCAUGCACCACAGGCCUAGGCGCGAAAACCUGAGUUUAGUCACGACCAUUGGCUUACCCUUCUUCUGCUUCGUGCUCAUCGUGGUCUCUUAUGCGCUAAUCUUCCGGGCCGUGCUGAGGAUGCCGGCCUCGGAGGGCCUGGCCACAGCCUUCUCCACCUGCGUUCCUCACCUCAUCAUCGUCACUCUUUUUAUCACUUCCAGCUCCUCUGCCUACCUGAAGCCGAUAUUACACUCCCCCUCGGUGCUCCAACUGACGCUGUCCAUGUUCUACUCUGUGAUGUCCCCCACCCUGAACCCCCUCAUCUACAGCCUGAGGAAUCCGGACAUGUAG
This is a messenger RNA of Tachyglossus aculeatus (Australian echidna), 714 nucleotides long. RefSeq names its product putative olfactory receptor 14L1. NCBI's taxonomy places the organism in Eukaryota, Metazoa, Chordata, Mammalia, Monotremata, Tachyglossidae. The record is from RefSeq and is a predicted model, not a curated record. Gene Ontology annotation, cellular component: membrane. The transcript has 3 exons. Gene Ontology annotation, biological process: G protein-coupled receptor signaling pathway. Gene Ontology annotation, molecular function: G protein-coupled receptor activity; olfactory receptor activity. Bases 1 to 714 code for a protein of 237 amino acids.